Molecule: messenger RNA, 867 nt
Organism: Cannabis sativa
Lineage: Eukaryota; Viridiplantae; Streptophyta; Magnoliopsida; Rosales; Cannabaceae
Product: S-protein homolog 5
Exons: 1
Coding region: 110-550 (146 amino acids)
Source: RefSeq, a predicted model, not a curated record
ACUAUAUUUCUCUUUAUAUAUACACAAAACCAUAGAUGUUCAAACUAGUAGUACUACUAUAGUCAUAAUAAUAUAUAUUAUAUUGAGAAGAAAACGGUGUCGUUUGAUAAUGAAGAUCCUAAAGCAAAACCAACUGAGAAGCUUAAUAAUAAGCGUAAUAGUCUCAGUUGCCGUUUUGAUAAUUUUCGUGUCGUUUUCUGGUCCGGUGGGUUUGUUAGAAUACGACAUAAGAAUCAUAAACGGUUUUAGCGACAACUCAUCUUUGCCUCUAGUGAUCUGGUGUGCCUCGGAACAGAGCGAUCUCGGUGGACGCGCGUUGCAGGAGAGAGAUGAUUUCAGCUGGAGAGUGAGAACUGACAUGUGGGGUAAUCCUCACUUUGUUUGUACGAUGAAAUGGGAUCGGAAGAGGAAGAAGUUCGAUGCUUUUAAGGUUUCUAGAGAUGUUCGUCGAUGUAGUCUGUUAAGGAAGUGUUCUUGGUUGGUUACUGAAAAUGGCUUCUUUUUUAGUGAUGAUGAAAUUAAUUGGAAAAAAGAUUUUUCAUGGCCAUAAUAUAUAUAUAUAUAUAAUAAUAAUAAUAUUUUGUGUUUUUCAAUAUAUAAUAAUAUUAAUAAUAAUAAUAAUAAUAAUAAUAAUAAUAAUAAUAAUAAUAAUAAUAAUAAUAAUAAGUUUUGUACCCAAAAUAUACUUAUGUAGUAAUAUUAUGUUGUAGUACUUGUUGAGAUUGAGACUCUAGUUUUUUUGAUCAUACAUUCAUGUAAUUUGUUUUUUUUUAGAACCUUUCAUGGUUUGGGCAAUAUAUAUAUAAAAAUAUAUAUUAGGCAACUGAAAUCUCUAAAUAAAGAGAAAAACAAUAUUAUGUUUGUUGA